This is a messenger RNA of Trichoplax adhaerens, 484 nucleotides long. RefSeq lists its product as hypothetical. Gene Ontology annotation, biological process: tetrahydrobiopterin biosynthetic process. Gene Ontology annotation, cellular component: mitochondrion. Gene Ontology annotation, molecular function: 6-pyruvoyltetrahydropterin synthase activity. The transcript is spliced from 5 exons. Bases 49 to 477 code for a protein of 142 amino acids. Lineage: Eukaryota; Metazoa; Placozoa; Uniplacotomia; Trichoplacea; Trichoplacidae. The record is from RefSeq and is a predicted model, not a curated record.
CACUAGUCGACACGGAGCUAACUCGCUUUCAGCUACAGGUGGAACUGAAUGGCUGAAAGAAAACGGAUCGGUUACAUUAAGCGAAUUGAAUCAUUCAGUGCAGCUCACAGACUACAUAGUCCAUUCUUUACUGAUGAAGAGAAUCGCGCUUUGUAUGGAAAAUGCAAUCACGAAAAUGGACAUGGCCACAAUUAUAAACUUGAAGUAACAUUGAAAGGAGAGAUCGAUCUCAAAACAGGAAUGGUCAUGAAUAUCGCUGAUUUGAAAGUGAUUAUUAACGAAGUCAUUAUGAAACAACUAGAUCAUAAGAAUUUGGAUAAGGACGUUCCGUACUUUGCAAACUAUCCGAGCACUGCAGAGAAUAUUGCUGUCUAUAUUUGGGAUUGUCUAAUUGAACAUCUUCCAAUUCUCUACGAAGUUCUGUUAUACGAAACCGAUAAAAACGUAGCCAUUUACCGAGGCGAAACUAAUAACUAAUUAUAAC